AUGGCAUCUCAACAGGUCCUUUUUGCCGAGACCAUCGCCGGCAUGAAAAAAGCCUUCAAGAGGAAGGCUUAUGAGUCCGACUCCGACUCCGACGUUGAAAAUCACGGCAACCGCGGCAACAAGCUGAAGAAGAGGGCGCGGUUCGCGCGUCAGGGACAGUUGGUGCCGACACAAGGGCCCAGCGCAUACAAGGAGCUCGUCGACUUUGCCGGUUCCCGGAGAGCCAUCAUUCACCGCAACCCGCCACUAGUCGACGACGAAGGCUACGAGGUGGACAGCGACGACGACGACGGGCGCAUCGGCGAAGCCGCUCUCGCCGCCGUGGAGCUCAAUCCAUAUGCCAACAUCCGGUUAGAACAUAUCUUGGCGCCCCUGACCGCUUCGACCGCCCUCCCUACCCAUUCGACCCUCUCGAAACCGUUUGUCUCCAAGACUCUCACCAACUUGGUCUCACAAAGCUGCGAGCUCACACGCAGAGAAAAUCAAUCGCUAUGGCACAUCAGACAUCUGUGGACGUCCCUUUGUGGCGACGGCACGUGGAUGCCUUGUGAGCUGAUGGUCGGAUUAAACGACGUGAAUAUCUACACCGAGGACCAUGUCGCCCAUCACCUUCAGAGUCUGGCAAAAGCGAGUGGUGCCGAGCCAUCGCCUCGAGAGGCAAUGAACGGCGACGCCCGAGGGGACCAUAUUGAAGGCGCACAUGACGCGGUGGACUCCGGUGGCGGCCGGCCGGAAGGGGCGCUAUACAACGUCGACGUGCCAAUGGUGGAUGCAGGGGUGGCCGGCAACAACGACGGCAAAUCAAAACAUGGGGCAACAGCCAUCUCCAAGGAACACAAUGGUGAAAAGCCAUCCAAUGCGCGCCAGGAAGGCGAGAGGACAGGCGAUAGACCCUUGGGGCGUGACAAGGACGUCAACGACGCUGCGAACAAGUCAAGCCGCGAAGACAACGGCAUGCACGAGGGCACCAAUGAAAAGGGAACUGAGUCGCACGUCGAGGACGAACGGGGGGAUUCGCUGAUGAAGGCCCCAGAGCACGCCUUUAUCCAUCCAAUGUUCGCUGCGCCCGUGGGUGCCAGACCAGACCGAAACCUUGGUCUACCGGAACACGAGGCUGAGGACAUCAGAAGACUGUUCGCGCUCUACGUGCAAAAACAAGAGGAGAUUUGCCGGGGAGCGACAAAAUUGCACCACGGACUGCUCAAGGCUGAGCGGCUGCGCAAAGACGUCCUGCACUGGGCCAAGGCCGAGGCACACUGCGGCCCUAACAGAGACUUGUCGGACGGCGAGGAUUGGUACGACAAGGAUGAGUGGGGUCUGACCGAGGAUCUUAAAAAGGGACAAGACGAGGAGGAGGAAGACGCGACGGCGGGCAAGAAGACGAGAAACCGUCGAUAG
Hirsutella rhossiliensis is the source of this 1398-nucleotide messenger RNA. RefSeq names its product rxt2-like protein. Gene Ontology annotation, biological process: negative regulation of rDNA heterochromatin formation; negative regulation of silent mating-type cassette heterochromatin formation. The transcript is spliced from 5 exons. NCBI's taxonomy places the organism in Eukaryota, Fungi, Ascomycota, Sordariomycetes, Hypocreales, Ophiocordycipitaceae. The coding region runs from base 1 to 1398 and encodes 465 amino acids. Gene Ontology annotation, cellular component: Rpd3L complex; cytosol. The record is from RefSeq and is a predicted model, not a curated record.